Molecule: messenger RNA, 1700 nt
Organism: Vitis riparia (riverbank grape)
Lineage: Eukaryota; Viridiplantae; Streptophyta; Magnoliopsida; Vitales; Vitaceae
Product: vegetative cell wall protein gp1-like
Exons: 5
Coding region: 1-1398 (465 amino acids)
Biological process (GO): nucleosome assembly
Cellular component (GO): nucleosome
Molecular function (GO): double-stranded telomeric DNA binding
Source: RefSeq, a predicted model, not a curated record
AUGCCCGCCCAGGACAAGCGGGACAUCAUCGUCAGCGCAAAUCCGCAAGCCUCCCCAAAAAGAGCCCGGACGGCCAGUCCCGAGCCUUCUACCGCAGCUCCUCCUUCUCCUCCUCCUCCUCCGCUCCUUAAUCCUCGAGAUUCUGCUUCUGUGAUGCCACAUGCCAGGACUGCAUCACCGGCAAUCAUCAUCGACGAUGAUGAUUCCGAUUCUCCUCCUCCUUCGCCGCUACUUAAUCCUCAAGCUUCACCUUCUGUGACGCCACAUCCCAGGACUGCAUCACCGGCAAUCAUCAUCGAUGAUGAUGAUUCCGAUUCUCCUCCUCCUCCUCCGCUCCUUAAUCCUCAAGCUUCAGGUUCUGUGAUGCCACAUGCCAGGACUGCAUCAUCGGCAAUCAUCAUCGACGAUGAUGAUUCCGAUUCUCCUCCUCCUCCUCCACUCCUUAAUCCUCAAGCUUCAGCUUCUGUGAUGCCACAUGCCAGGACUGCAUCACCGGCAAUCAUCAUCGACGAUGAUGAUUCCGAUUCUCCUCCUCCUUCGCCGCUACUUAAUCCUCAAGCUUCAGCUUCUGUGAGGCCACAUGCCAGGACUGCAUCACCGGCAAUCAUCAUCGACGAUGAUGAUUCCGAUUCUCCUCCUCCACUCCUUAAUCCUCAAGCUUCAGCUUCUGUGACGCCACAUGCCAGGACUGCAUCACCGGCAAUCAUCAAUGACGAUGAUGAUUCCGAUUCUCCUCCUCCUUCGCCGCUACUUAAUCCUCAAGCUUCAGCUUCUGUGACGCCACAUGCCAGGACUGCAUCACCGGCAAUCAUCAAUGACGAUGAUGAUUCCGAUCCUCCUCCCCCUCCGCUCCUUAAUCCUCAAGCUUCAUCUUCAGUGGCGCCACGUGCCAGUACUGCAUCACCGACAAUCAUCAGCGACGAUGAUAAUCCCGAUGGCUCCGAAAAUGAGAAAGAUGCUGCCUGGUACACUACCAUGAUUUUUGAAGCUCUAUCGACCAUGAACAAUUCGGCGGGAUGUAGUAUCAGUGAAAUCGCUAACUCUAUCGAGAAAAGGCAUGUGGUGCCUGAGAAUUUCAGGGAGUUGUUGAGCUCAAAAUUGACAGACCUUGUUUCGAUGGAGAAGCUUGAAAUGGACCAAAACUGCUUCAAGAUAAAGAAGGUUUCGGGUCCGAGUCAGUCAGAGUCGCAUAAUCAGACAUUGGAAGAAGCUGCUGUGGAUGCUGCCAGGAUAAUUGCCGAAGCAAAACACAAGGAAAUUCUGGCAGCUGUGGCGGUUGAGUUAGAGAGAGUCGAAAGGAUGGCAGAAGAAAAUGAGGCAAUUCCGAAGCAGGCAGAGGACAUCGAUGAACAAAGUAAAAUCCAAAGACGCAAUGCUGGAGCUGGCGGAGAUCCAUGAACAAAGUUCUUCUUUAACUCUGAAGACCAAAUAAGAGUGUUGAUUGCACUGAAAAUGGAUGAAGUAGUAGCAGUUUAGAGACGAGCAGUUUUGGCUACGACGACAUGAACUAAGGGCCUGUUUGGGAUGGAGAAGUAGAACUAAUUGCUGUUACUGUUCAAUUGAGUUUUUUGUUUCAGAACUUUCUAGAUAAUUCGAAAGUAUGACACCCAUGUUUCAAAGUUCUACACAAACACACGUAUUCUUUCAACCUUCGAUUGCUUUCAGAGUUUAAGCUCUUUCUAACAAAGCUUAAGAUUUUA